GUAUGGAGGUUGGGCUGGAGUCAACAUUACAAAAAGUAAGACAGUUGGACAAAGGGAGAGGACGUGGGGACACGCAGCGCAGCAGGAAGGCUCCCACCAUCAGCGAUCCCGUAAUACUAGCUGGAGAGAGGACCUUCUGUCCAGAUGAGAGAGUGGACUGAGUUGGAGAUGAGCUUUUCGGCAGGGGGGUUUCUCUCCGCCUCGGAUGGUUACUGCUCCACAGAGCAGCUCCAGUAUUAUGACAUGCUGGCUGACCCUCUGGGCUACCCCCUACAGGACCCUGACCCCCAGCUGCUCCCUUACAGCCAACAACAGUACAGCCCCGCCAACCUGCCCUUUUCCCUCUAUGGCUCUCCACCCUCCUGCACCUCCUCUCCCUCCUCCUCCUCUUCUUCCUCGCAGCCCUGCCAUCCUCUGUACCACUACAGCCCUCAUUGCCUGGAGGCCCCCUGUGACCCCAGUCCCGAGACCCACUGUGGGGUCCUAGCACAGGGGCUUGGAGCGGUGGGCCUGCCUCUGGGGCGGAGGACACGGGUGGGGUCGGGAGGGAAAAACAGAGGUCAGGAUGAGCUGUGUGUAGUGUGUGGAGAUAAAGCAUCAGGGUAUCACUACAAUGCUCUUACCUGUGAGGGAUGCAAAGGUUUUUUUAGGCGUAGUGUGACUAAAAAGGCUGUGUAUCACUGUAAGAGUGGCGGCGGCUGUGAAAUGGACAUGUAUAUGAGGAGGAAAUGCCAAGACUGUCGGCUGAGGAAGUGCCGCGCUGUGGGAAUGCUGGCUGAGUGCCUUCUGACGGAGGUGCAGUGCCAGUCCAAACGACUAAGGAAAGGAGGUAAAGGUAGAGGACAGGAGGAAGAGGAGAACACAGACAGUCGGAAGGUCAGCUCAACCAGCAGGAUACCUGGACAGGUUUUGUCCACCAGUUUAACCCGAGAACAGAAAUACAUUGUGGACAGGAUGGUGGAAGCCCAUCGACUGUACAAAGCACAAGACAGCAGCCACUGCAGGUUGUUUGAGUGGCCGUGCACAGAAGAAGGGGAGGGCUUUUCUGAUGUUGUAUCCCCCCACCUGCAACGACUGCUACAGUUUGCCAGGACAGUGCCAGGUUUUGACCUCCUGGAUUUUUCCGACCAGUGCUCUCUCUUGUCUGUCUCUUCACUGGAGGUCAUGUUCCUGCUCUCAGCUCAGCAGUUCUCCCACAGCACAACAAGCCCCAGUCCAACAUCAGCCCUGCAAAUUUUUAGUAUGUCAACACACAACUGGCUGAGAAAUGUAGAGUCAAGGGAAAACAUCCACAGCAGGACACUGGUCAGCUCAGGAGGCAGUGAGGAUCUUCUCGGGCCGGUGCUUAACUUCUUCCACAGCAUGGUGACGCUGCGGGUGACGGAGACUGAAUACACUCUGCUCACUGCUACAGCUCUGCUCUGCUCAGACCGAGCGUCCCUGCAGGCAGCCAGCUGUGUUGAGAAAAUGCAGGAAUUGAUCCUGGACCUGCUGUCCAGAGUGUGCGGAGCCCAGGCUGGAGCUGCGCGAGGAGGACCGCAGCGGUUUGGUAGCCUGCUUGGUAGACUGACGGAGCUACGGACUCUUCGUCACAACUACCUCCUCCUGACAAAACAGCAGCCUGGACACUGACAGAGAGGACACGCCGGAAAUGGUGAAAACCACCACUAUCAUCUCUGAGGAGGUUUAUGUUUAAAUAGAGGGACUAAAGGGUCCUGAAUGAACUGAGAAAUUCUACCUUUUAUUAAUGCAAGCUUUCACCUUGAUUCUUAGGUCUCAGACACAAAUCUGCCAUAUUCUCAGUUGACGUCAGUUCAUUCAGACCUGCAGUCAUGAUUGAAUGUUAGCUUAUGGUGGGACUGAAAUGUUUGUGGACUGCUGCAGUUUGUUGGGACAAAAGUUAUUUUAUAGGUCUUUUUUUAUAAUUAUUGUAUACAGCUAACAUGUACACAGUACUUUUCACUAUGCCCAGUAUUGGUAAAAUAAAAAACUAAAAUGCAAA
Epinephelus lanceolatus (giant grouper) is the source of this 2002-nucleotide messenger RNA. It is a transcript of the gene nr1h5, whose product is annotated as nuclear receptor subfamily 1, group H, member 5. Gene Ontology annotation, molecular function: zinc ion binding; nuclear receptor activity; RNA polymerase II cis-regulatory region sequence-specific DNA binding. Gene Ontology annotation, biological process: negative regulation of inflammatory response; negative regulation of transcription by RNA polymerase II; cell differentiation. Lineage: Eukaryota; Metazoa; Chordata; Actinopteri; Perciformes; Serranidae. The record is from RefSeq and is a predicted model, not a curated record. Gene Ontology annotation, cellular component: RNA polymerase II transcription regulator complex.